UUCUAUAUAUGAUAAUUGUCAGAAGGUUUUUUUAGGUUAGUAGUGGUUGUCCCCAUCAUUGCUGCCAUUGUUGCUAUGGCUGCUGCUUAUGAUGGCGAUGAUGAUGAUGAUGAUGAUGAUGAUGAUGAUGAUGAUGAUGAUGAUGAUGAUGAUGAUGAUGAUGAUGAUGAUGAUGAUGAUGAUGAUGAUGAUGAUGAUGAUGAUGAUGAUGAUGAUGAUGAUGAUGAUGAUGAUGAUGAUGAUGAUGAUGAUGAGGACGGGACCGAACUUUCAUACAGUGUGACCGCUUAUGACACUGCAGCACCAACAGCAGCCGCAGCAGAUGCGGUAACUUCGAAUCUAGAUAUUUGAAGCAUAUAGCUUGUCGAAUCUUGC
This is a messenger RNA of Closterium sp. NIES-67, 375 nucleotides long. NCBI's taxonomy places the organism in Eukaryota, Viridiplantae, Streptophyta, Zygnematophyceae, Desmidiales, Closteriaceae. The record is from the annotation of a GenBank genome assembly.